Messenger RNA from Amyelois transitella, 2965 nucleotides. RefSeq lists its product as uncharacterized. The record is from RefSeq and is a predicted model, not a curated record. Gene Ontology annotation, molecular function: transmembrane transporter activity. Lineage: Eukaryota; Metazoa; Arthropoda; Insecta; Lepidoptera; Pyralidae. Gene Ontology annotation, cellular component: membrane. Bases 221 to 2281 code for a protein of 686 amino acids. The transcript has 14 exons.
CAGGUCCGUUCAGUUCAGUGUUGUUUGAUGCGUGGCGACAGCGGCGGCGGCACGACCUCGUUUCUCUGUGUUUACGGUGCGAGGUGUAGAAUAUAUUUUUGUGAUACAAAGUGGACUUAAAACAGUGAUAUUAUUAUCUACAUACUUAUAACCUAACUUAAAAAUAUGGUUUGAAGUUCGGAAACUCGUGCGACCAAUCUGUCUAGAGAGAUCAACUAAAAUGAAGCAGUGCGUGAACAAGAACCUCGUCACGCUAAAAUGCGUGCUAUUUUGUUUUCUCUCAGGGGUGGGAUGCAUUUUCCCAUUUCUACCACUGCACAUGCUGUCUCUGGGUCUGGACAGAGGAGAAGCCAGACUAAUAUCAGCAGUCGCGCCGUGCAUCGCCCUUCUGGGUCCAGCCUUGUUGGGACCUUUCAUUGAUAAGUUAUCAGUGGGGCGAGGGUCGACAGGUGGCGCGCCGGCCCCGAGCGGUUCCGGACGCCUGCUCAGGAUAACCACCGCUGUGUGCCUUAUACUUAGUGCUCUCUUUUAUACCUUACUACUAACCAUACCGGCCGCUGAGCGCCAUGAGGCGCGGCGACCAAAUGUUUUAUUCAUGUGUGAUGAGAAUAGCGCUUAUGUCAUGCAAGAGGUGUGCAAGGAGGACAUGCGAUGCAACCGGUGGUCGGGAGAGAAGAGUGGUGUGAUCGCAUUGACUUCUUGUGAAUAUGGAUGCGCAGAUGACAACAUGACAUGGGUUAAACAACCAUUUGCUAUUUCGGAGAUGUCCGACGAUACGACAGCCGGACCUUUGUUUUCAUUAACAAAUAUGACGUGGCAAGAAGCUGUCUUCUUCGACGACGACAACAAUAGUUACGAAGAGUUCCCGCCGCACCUUUGUUAUAAUGGUCUGUGCACAGUGUAUAUGCAACAUGAAGCACGACUGCGACUGCCAUUAUCUCUCCUGGCCCCAGGCCCACCCGAAGACAAUACCACCUCAGAUGCGGGUUGGUGCACAUAUAGGACAAGCGGGGCUUCGAAGUGCGUGGUGCCUCCACAGCGGCUUCGAGACUUGAACUUCGAGAGUUCGGGACCGUGCCGCCCGGCCGUGCGCUGCCUUGUUCUGGACCCUUACGACGAGCCGGACGGCGUGCUGGCAGACGCCGAGUGCCGCCGUGUAGUCGGUGAUCCGGCGUUUACAUUCACUACCUAUUUCAUUUUACGAGUUUUAGCAGACAUCUGGCCUAUCGCUGCACUGGCAUUGCUGGGUGCCGCCUGCGUCAUCGCCACUCGGGAAACCUCCCUGGGACGUGGAGACGUGGGCAGACAGCUCGCUUUCGGUACCCUCGGACUCGCUAUAUUCCCGCCCCUUGCCGGACUUGCCGCUGACUCUAUGCCUGAUAAUCCUUUCCUGGUGCCGUUCAUUAUGCACGCAGUCUUCAUGCUCAUCGGGGCUCUCAUACUGUUGAUUGAUAAACACAUGCCGCUAUCGACACCGGAGUGGUGGUGGCACACGGCGACGGGCGCGCUGGCGUUGCCGUUCAGUGCCGUGCGGCGGUACGGCGCCGAAACCGCGGCCGUGUUCGCUGUCGUGACAUUACUCGGCGUACUGUGGAGCGGAAUCGACUCCUACUUACCUUGGACAAUCAAAGAUAUCUACGAAACGGCAACAGAAUUAAACGAAACGGUAGCAUUUGAAGACACGGCAACCAAAGUGGGUCUGACGCUGACUGUGGGCGCGCUGCCGGCCGUGCCCGCGCUGCUGUGGGCGGAGGCGCUGGUGGACUACAUCGGACAUUCCAACGUCUUUAUCACUGCUUUUAUCUUCUACUGUCUGCGGUACACUGGUCUCGCCUACGGCACUGACUACAACUGGAUAGUUGUAUGUGAAAUCCUCGAGAUAUUCACGCUGAGUUUGGUCUGGGUGACCGCCAUGCUAUACUUCAGGCAUCUCGUCCCACGCAAGUACACUGCUACUGGACAAGCGCUACCUGUCAUCGCACACUUCUGCAUUGGACGAUGUAUCGGCGCGAUCAUAGGCGGCAUGGUCCGCGCCGAGCCCACGUCGCUGGAUUCACAACGUGGCAUCUACCGCGCCUUGGGAGUGGUCUCUCUCUUGGCGGCCGCUAUCUACCUCGCUCUCUACCACUUGUUGCUGGCGCCACGGUGCGCGGCUCAGCCAGUAGCUCCACCCCAACAUCUUCUACAAGGCUUGAACGCGAACGGUGGCUCCAAUGGCACGUACUCUCCAAUGAGGGUUUAUCACGAAGAACGAUCAAGAAAAGGACAUUUCCGUUAUUAAUUUCGAUUUUUGAAUUUAUUGUUAUUAAUUGUUACUCAUAAGUGUAAGUCACGCUAAACAUAGGUUUGCAUCUAGCAUAUAUUCUGUAAUCAUAAAUGUUUUAGUAUAAUAAGUCAAGAAUUGUGAUAUAAUUUGUGCUUUUUAACUUUUUGUCUUUUGAAUAAAUUAAUAUUUAUUUAAAAUUUUACUUCUCAUUAUAUGACGAUCGAUUGCAAUUUUUAAUAAACUAAGCAACCCUUUCUCCUCCUUCAUCGUAGUUUGUUUUCAACUGAUUCUUCAGCUUCUUGACAACAAAGGCACGUUCAGACACCUAACCAUGAGGACAUAUAUUAGUUAUUUCAGCAGUGAAAUUUGACUUUCCACAAUAGGAGCAGAACUGUAAACAUGAACUAUUUACUAUUAUUGUCUAAGACAAAAAUGACGAAUUUAUGGCGGCGUAAGCACCUCUAACUAAAAUGACAAGCCUAACGUCUGCCUUUUCCUUGUUUUUCACAUUUUGUGUCACGUCUUAUUAAGAAGGAUAGGACUAUGAAAUAGGAAUUGAAAUAUAAGAUAAUUCCAAAUAACCUAGUAAGUAAAAACUAAAUUUUGCCAUUCGAUGUCUUGACACGGUAUGUUUAGUGUUAUGUGCGUUAACCGCAAUACAGAACCUUAAGGAAAAUAAGAACCAUGUGAGAAAAAAUA